GUUAAACUGUAAGGCGGCAUAAGCACAUAUUUAGAUUUUGGUCGUUGCUGCAUUUAGUCGUGGCUCAGCUUUGACCGGCUAAGCGGGAGAAGUUAAAAGGUACGAAGUGCGAAUAUGCGAUAUUGGGCACUUCUAGCUAUUUGCGUUUUGCAAAUAACCCUGUUGGUGCAAGGUGAAGAAAACGAAAGUAAAUACACAGUAAUUGGACCUGGUACGUUACACUCUAAUCGUCACUACAAUGUCGCAGUCAGUGGAUACAAAGUAGGGUCGCCACUUAAAAUUAAGGUUGGCAUCACUGGACCUUCAUACAAUGAAACAAAAGAAGUUGAUUUAGCUCAAGAUGGAACGAAAGAAAUUUCAUUCGAUGUUCCAAAGUUAGAGAGCGGCAAAUACAAUUUAACAGCUGAGGGUCUUUCAGGCAUAAUUUUCAAAAAUACCACUCUACUCAAUCAGGAGACCUUUAAGAAUUACGUAAAAAUACAAACUGAUAAAGGUGUCUAUAAACCAGGUGAUACAGUAAAUUUCCGCGUGAUUUUCUUAGAUGAAAAUCUUAAACCCGGGCUACCAUCAAAAGAUGUUAUUAUAUGGUUUGAGGAUAGUAAACGGAAUCGCAUAAAGGAAAUUAAGGACUUGGAGGUUGUUAAAGGUGUCUACACGGGGAAAUUUGAAAUAUCCGAAUAUGCAGUACUAGGCUAUUGGCGUAUUGUGGUACAUAAUGCUGAUACCUAUGAUCAACAGGCUUCCUUCAAAAUCGAUAAGUACACUCUGCCCAAAUACAAGGUCGAUGUUACUGCAACAGAAAGCGUUUCGGUACUAGAUGGCGAUAUGCAAGUCGUUGUUAGAGCAAACUACACUUACGGCAAACCCGUCGAUGCCAAGGUUACCCUCGUCUGUGAAUUGGAUAAUAAUGUUUAUGGUUCAGAGAAAGAAGUGGUUCCCGCACCAAAACUCAUCAAAACAACUGAUAUGGUUAAAGGCAAAGCAAAAUUCGAUUUUAAUGUGAAAGAGUAUGGGGCCUAUAUGCCACAAAAAUUGUCCUCAUAUUAUUUUAAAAUUUUCGCAACUGUUGAAGAGAACUUUACUGGUGUGAAAAUUAAUGGCACUGCUAACUCUUUCCUAUAUCCUUACCGAUAUUUCAUGAAUUGUGUUAAUUACCCAAAUUGUUCCACAUUCUAUCCUGAUAAAGAAACUGAAAUAAUAUUUCGAUUGUCUUAUGUUGACAAUUCACCUUUGAAGGAUACCAAAUCUGAAGUGAAACUUACAUAUACAGAAAAUGUGGAAAAAACCUAUUGGAAUGAAGAUAAGGACAAACCAAUUGAGCCAAAUCCUGUUAAUAAUGAAAAGUCUUUCACAUUUACAAGUCGUCUUAAUGAUACAAGCUUUGUUAAUUUUGUUGUGGUAUUACCAUCAUUAGCUGAGUAUAAUGGUUAUUCUCAUCACUUCAAAAUGGAAAUUGAAUAUGCGGGAGAAAAACGAAAUGUUUUCACAGCUUAUCAAUACAGAGAGCCUAAAGAAUUUACACCUACAGUACCGAAUGAAGAACCUAAAGACUAUUUUAGACUGCGUACUAUAUAUGAUGAGAAAAAAUAUAGUUACGAGAUCGGCGACAAAGCAACUGUAACUGUGAACUCAAGUGAACCUUUGUCAUAUAUUGUCUACAACCUCAUUGGACGUGGAAACAUUUUGCACAGUGAACGCAUAGAGUUACCCAAUAAACCGAAAGAGUACAAUAUAACCUUCCCGACAACAUUUUCUAUGGCUCCCUGGGUUAAAAUUUAUGUCUACUAUGUAGAUGAGCAUGGCAAUUAUCAUCAUGAGGAGACAUCUUUUCGUACAGCAGUAAAACUACAAAAUGAAAUAACAAUUACGGCAGUUGAACAAACAAAACCUGGUGAUGAUGUCGCUUUAAAGAUAAAAACACCAGCAAAUUCUUUUGUUGGUUUGUUAGCCAUAGAUCAGAGUGUUACUCUACUUGGUUCCAAUAAUGAUAUUACUGCAAGCGAUUUCCAAUGGCGUUUGAGUAAUUACAAUACUCACACACCUUGGCAAGGCGGUUAUUCAUACUAUCCGGGACAAUCUUCUGGUGUUGUGACAUUAACGAAUGCACAUUACGAAUACAAUUGGACAGAACCAGAUUAUACCAUUUCAACAUUUAGAAGUGAUAUGGUGCAGCAUGAUAUACCUAUGUCUUUCUCUCAUUCAACAAAAACAUCAAUGCGAAAAGGACCACCUGGACCAUUAGCAGCUGCAUCACCUGUUUUUAUUGCUGGAUUUGGAGCCCCUGAAAGUGGUGGAGGCAAUAUUCAAGUACGAAGUGACUUUUCUGAAACCUGGAUAUUCGACAAUAUUAAUAGUACUGAUUCUGAUGAAUUCACGUACACAAAAAAAAUACCCCACACUAUUACUAAGUGGCUACUCUCAGGCUUUGCACUUAAUGAUGAGAAGGGACUCGCCGUUACCAAAGACCAAACAAAAAUAACAACAUUCCAGCCAUUCUUCGUAGCGAUAAGAUUACCCUACUCAGUUAAACGAGGUGAAGUGAUUAAUGUGCCAGCGUUAGUGUUUAAUUAUUUGGAAAAAGAUCUCGAUGUUACCAUAACACUUGAUAAUGUUGAUGACGAAUUCGAAUUUACUGAAGUUUCCAAUGAAGUCAUAAAUGAUAAGAAACGUACAGCUACAGUACGUGUAGAUGGCAACUCUGCAGCCGGCGCUUCGUUUAUGAUACGCCCCAAAAUAGUUGGUAACAUAUUGCUUAAAUUUACUGCCAUCUCACCCAUUGCUGGAGAUGCUGUGCAUAAGUCUUUGAAAGUGGUGCCUGAAGGUAUCACAGAAUACAAGAAUCGCGCAUACCUUGUGGACUUGAAAAAUGGAGAUGAAUUUAAGGAAACUUUAGAGCUAGAUCUGCCAAAAGAAAUUGUGCCAUUAUCGCAGCAUACAGAAUUUGCAGUUGUUGGUGAUUUAUUGGGUCCAGUCAUGAAUAAUCUAGAGAAUUUGGUACGCUUGCCACAAGGUUGUGGUGAACAAACAACAUCAAAAAUGGUACCUAACAUAUUAGUCUAUCGUUACUUAAAGAGCAUAAACAAACUUACACCUGCUUUAUCAUACAAAAUCCUUAAUGGCUUGCAAAGUGGUUAUCAGAAUAUACUCAAGUUCCAACAUUCUGAUGGCUCAUUUAGUUCAUUUGGCCCAAGGGAAAACAGCCAACAUCCAGUCAACGGUUCAACUUGGCUCACUGCUUAUGUGCUUCGAUCGUUAAAUAAAACAACGGACCUUAUCAAUGUUGAUGAAAAACUAUUUGAGAAUGGAUUUAAAUAUUUAGCGAGCAAACAAGCGGAAAAUGGUACAUUCCUUGAAGCCGGUGAACUUUUCUUCAAUCAUCAAAAACGACAUGUAUCACUGACUGCCAAUGUAUUGUUGGCUUUCUUCGCCAAUGAAAAAGCAUCAGCCCAGUACAAGGCUGCUAUUGACAAGGGACUAAAAUAUUUAUUGGAUAAUUUUGAUGCAGCCGAAGAUUUACGUUCAAAAGUAAUAAUUGUGUAUACCUUAUUAAUGGCUAAGCACCCAAUGUCUAAGGAACAUACAGCGAAACUAAAGGAUAAAGCCAAAACAGAAGAAGGAUUUACUCAUUGGUCAGACGAUAAAACUUCAUUUGACCCAGUUUAUUUAUGGCGUUGGUCAUUCAGCAGUGAUGUGGAAAACACUGCAUAUAUGCUCCUGAACUUAUUGCAAUCCGAAAACGAAACUAGCGAGAGCCUUCUACCAAUACUUAGAUGGCUUGUAGCGCAACGUAACAGCUAUGGUGGCUUCUAUUCUACCCAGGACACUGUUGUCGGUCUACAAGCCAUGAUAGAGUUUGCAAUCAAAUACAAUUAUUCACCUGCAGAGGCUGAUGUCAGCAUAAAAGCCAAAGGUGAUAAGGAAAAACUGGAGUCCCUUAAAAUAAACGAAGGCAACUCUGUACUCAUGCAAAUUGUUGAAUUGCCACCCAAAACCAAUGCCAUCGACUUUAAAUUGAAUGGCAAAGGUACCGCACUGGUGCAAGUCUCUUAUCAAUAUAAUAUAUUGGAGAAAGACAAGAAGCCAAGCUUUGUUAUAAAAACCAAUAAGCACCCGAAUGCACCACCUUCCAAAUUAGAAAUGCAGGUGUGCGUUGAAUACACUGGUGAAGGAGAUGCUUCGAAUAUGGCUAUAUUGGAAGUUGAACUACCUUCUGGCUAUAUAGCUGAAAAGGAAACCUUUGAAGAGAUUAAUAAAGUGAAGAGAGUUCGUCAAAUUGAAACCAAAAAGGACGAUACAGUUAUUGUGGUUUACUUCGAGAGUUUGCACAAAUCCGAAGAGCAAUGUGUGCCAGUUGAAGCUGUAAAAGCCUUCCCAGUUGCUUUACAGAAACCAGCGACUAUUGUCUUAUACGAUUACUACGAUACCAGCAAGAAAGCUACGGACUACUAUGAGUCAAAGUCUAAAUUAUGCGAUAUUUGUGAAGAUGAUGAAAAAUGCAAAGAAGCUUGUAAAUAAGCAAUAUUAGAUAUUAAAUUGGUUCCGCCCUGCUAGAAGGAUAUAUUCGAUAUAAGAUAUAGUUUAAUCAAGUUAAUUUCUUAUUUUUUAUAUAUAAAAAUCUAUUAAGUUAUAAAAGUUUUAUUUUAAUAAA
Teleopsis dalmanni is the source of this 4648-nucleotide messenger RNA. RefSeq names its product pregnancy zone protein (gene Tep4). The record is from RefSeq and is a predicted model, not a curated record. The transcript is spliced from 13 exons. The coding region runs from base 115 to 4515 and encodes 1466 amino acids. Gene Ontology annotation, cellular component: extracellular region. Lineage: Eukaryota; Metazoa; Arthropoda; Insecta; Diptera; Diopsidae. Gene Ontology annotation, molecular function: endopeptidase inhibitor activity.